AUGGUUCAAGUGACAACUCGGAGUACUGUAUGUAGACGAGGAAAGGAAAAUGGUUCGCGAGAUAAAAUUUCCAAAGAGAGUAAUGAGGCAAAAUACAAAACAAAUGGAUUCCGGGCGCGCGGGCAGUGGAAGGGGAGUAGAAAGAGUGCGACACGACAGCCAAUGAAUGAAUUCUUGUUUAUUCAAUAA
This is a messenger RNA of Botrytis fragariae, 189 nucleotides long. RefSeq lists its product as uncharacterized. NCBI's taxonomy places the organism in Eukaryota, Fungi, Ascomycota, Leotiomycetes, Helotiales, Sclerotiniaceae. The transcript is spliced from 2 exons. Bases 1 to 189 code for a protein of 62 amino acids. The record is from RefSeq and is a predicted model, not a curated record.